AAGUGUCCAAACAACAGCACGCAGGCGGGCGGAAGGGGCGGAGCUGUAUACGGAAGUUCCUGGACCCGCUCCGGUCGUAGAGUCACAGUCACGUGGGAAAAGGUUCCACGCGUAGCUGGCACUCAGGAGGCAUGGCGCUCUGGCGGGCUUACCAGAGGGCCCUGGCAGCACAUCCGUGGAAAGUCCAGGUUCUGACAGCUGGAUCACUGAUGGGCUUAGGUGACAUUAUCUCACAGCAACUGGUGGAGAGACGGGGUGUCCAGCACCACCAGACAGGCCGGACCCUGACCAUGGUAUCCCUGGGCUGUGGCUUUGUGGGCCCUGUACUCGGAGGCUGGUACAGGGUUUUGGACCGCUUCAUCCCAGGCACCACCAAGGCGGAUGCCCUGAAGAAGAUGUUCUUAGAUCAGGGGGCCUUUGCCCCUUGUUUUCUAGGCUGCUUCCUCCCACUGGUAGGGAUUCUCAAUGGCAUGUCAGCCCAGGACAACUGGGCCAAACUACAGCGGGACUACCCUGAUGCCCUCAUCACCAACUACUAUCUCUGGCCUGCUGUGCAGUUAGCCAAUUUCUACCUAGUGCCCCUGCAUUACAGGUUGGCUGUUGUCCAGUGUGUUGCUGUUGUCUGGAACUCCUACCUGUCCUGGAAGGCACAUCAGCUGUAAGCUUGCCUUGUCUCAUACCCUGCACUGAUGCCCCUUGACCCUGGGCUGCGUGGACAGCUUCCUCAAAGAGAGCCCAUCAGGACGGAGCAGCGGCUCGGCUGUUAAAAGCAUAGGCUGCUACAGAGGACGCAAGUUUGGUUCCCAGCUCCCACAUUGGGUGGCUUACAGCUCAAGCUCCAGGAGAGCUGAUGUCUUCUUCUGACCUCUGAAGGACCUGCACUCACACGCACAUACCCACACCUAAACACGUGCUUAUAACUAAGCGUACAAUAAAAUCUUUUUAAA
Molecule: messenger RNA, 947 nt
Organism: Acomys russatus (golden spiny mouse)
Lineage: Eukaryota; Metazoa; Chordata; Mammalia; Rodentia; Muridae
Gene: Mpv17
Product: mitochondrial inner membrane protein MPV17
Exons: 8
Coding region: 132-662 (176 amino acids)
Cellular component (GO): cytoplasm; membrane
Source: RefSeq, a predicted model, not a curated record